Molecule: messenger RNA, 17226 nt
Organism: Podarcis lilfordi (Lilford's wall lizard)
Lineage: Eukaryota; Metazoa; Chordata; Lepidosauria; Squamata; Lacertidae
Source: the annotation of a GenBank genome assembly
ACUUUACGCAAGCAGUGCAAUGCAAUGCAGCCGCUAUGUGUACGAUAUAUAUAGGAACAAGAAACACAACGCAUUUCAAACUGCUCCCCGUGCAUUUGUUUCCUGAUAUUUCCCCAUGGCCGCUUUCUUAAGCACUCUCUCCUACGAGAGCACCGCAGUGCAAGAACACGUAGGAACGGACCGACACACAGAAAUCCGCCUGUGCGCGUUGCCACCACCGAGGCGCUGGAGAGGGAGAAGGCCUGUGAAGCUCCAGUGUCUCCAUGGCAACCGCUAAGGAAACAGCAUGGCGACUGAGGACAAGGAAGCCGCUGCAGCGGGUAAGGGCAAAGCCUCCGGGAGGCUGAGGAAAAGCAGCUGGCUGAUUCUCUCGGCCUUUAUCCCCUGUGCUAUCCUUAGGCUUUGUCUUGCGGAGUAGUAGUGAAGCCCAGAAAACACAGGCUGGGCGGGCGGGUCGGAGCCCCGCUGGGUCUACGCGCACGCCUGUCUCCCUCCCACCCUGCAAGAUGGCACGUUCAUCUUCAACAUGGCAGAAGAAUUCAGCAGGAUGCCUUUUGAGAACAGCCCCAAAAUGUGGGUGUUGCAGAACUGCCUGAAUGCGAAACUUGCUUCACAUCCCGCGCUGGAAAUAUUCGCCCGCUGACUUCACACUGUCACACGCAAUUUCUUCAGCUCUUUAACUGCUUGACGUACAUAUUUCCCAUAUUUCACAGAAUCGUAAGAGUUUGAAGGGACCUCCCCACAAGAUCAUCUUAUCCAACCCAUGGCAACCCAGGAAUCUUUUCCCCAACACGGGCACAACUGUGAGAUUAAGAGUCUCAUUCCCUCCCAACUGAGCUAUCCCAUAUAGUUUUAUUUUGCAUAACGAAAUCAUCAGUAUUAAAAAUAUAAUGUAAUUUUUAUAAGCAGGGCACAAUUCAGUUUGCUGGGGAAACCCAGUCAGAUGGGGUGGGGCAUAAAUAAUAAAUAUUAUUACUUAUGUCAGAGGCGUUACACAUUAAUUCACAUUUAUCUGUACAGUCAUACUUUGGGAUAAAUGUGCUUCAAGUUAAGUAUUUUUGGGUUGCACUCUGUGGUGACUCGGAAGUAACGGAGAGCAUUUCGCCGUGCGCGCAUGCGCAGACGGUUAAAAUGACAUCACACACAUGCGUGGAAGCGGUGAAACGCAGCCCGUGUUCGCUUCAGGAUGCGAACGGGGCUCCGGAAUGGAUCCCGUUCGCAUCCCGAGGUACCACUGUAUGCAAUAGAUAGAUGCCCUUUUUGGACAGUCGUGUCACAUAUUACAUUUCUCCAGGGCUGAAAGUAGCUAUAUGUUUUGCCCAGCAUAACAACAGUGUAUUCCUAUCUGCCCCAGCUGCAACAAAACAUGUCUCUCCCAUAUCAGUCUCUACAGCCACAGGAGGUGCUGUAACUCUCCAGUGGUUUGACUUUACCCUCAAAGGUGCACUCUUCCAUUUUCUCCUGAGACAGAUACCUACCGAAAUCUACAUUAGCAUGUGUGACUUGGUGGGCUAUAAAUUCUUUUUUGUCGGUUAGUAGGUUUAGUGGGUAUAUUUGUAUAGCAAAAAUAAAAUACACUGGGUUAGGCUAUGGGCGUAGCCAGGCUGAAAGUUGCAGAGGGGAGCGCAGGACCUCAGUUAAGUAUUUUUAUUGAUUUACUUGAUUGGGGGGGGAGCUGCCCCUUGCCCCCCCCCCUUGUCCAAGCCUAACUUGGGUUAGGCUCAAGUUGUAAAUCCCAUUGAUUUAUAUAAGAUUUAAAUUUAAGUGCUUAAUUGCCAUUUAUUUAAAAGGUGUAUAAACAUGCAUACAUACGGUAAUCUUCUCUAAAUUCCCUAUCUGAAAUAGGUGCCCUAUAUAGCUGAUUAACAGAGUGUGUGCAUGGUAGUGAUUUACCUUGUUUGGUGUUAUAACUUCUUAGCUGAAAACUUUAAAUAUUAGGAGGAUGGGAAAUUUCCACACUUCUCCCUGGCAAUUAUUUAAUAUUUCAGAAGACUUCAGGAAUGAUCUAGUCUUCUGUUGGAUAUUGCCAAUAAAAAAGCUGAACACAAGAAAGAUAAAAGCUUUUUUUCCUCAAAGAGGAAGAGUUUAUAUAAAUUGAUUUGAUGACUGGUUCUCAGAAAUGUGGUAAACAGCAUUUCCCUAAAAGCUCACUUUCAGAAUUAUAUGAUACACAAGUCUUGGUCCUACUUUUUAUUCUGUGAGCCGAUGCUCCUGUAUAAAUUAGAAAUUUCAGUAGAUGUUCUUUGUCUCUCUCUGAGCAAUAACAGUCACAGUAUUGACUAAUAAUUAAUCUUCAGGGUAUUGUCAUGCACAGUUUCCAAGAGCUUUCAAGGUUAAAGCAUCUCUUGAGUCUUAUUACCUUGAAAUAUUCUUUGUAUGUCAUUUUGAUCAAGGUUUUGAUAUACAAAACAUUUUGUCUGCAAUAAUCUCCUUGAACUCAGUGAGACUGCUGAUAAGUUAGUACUCUUUUAAUUGUGGAAAUAUUCUCAUAGACAUAUGAUGAAUGGGCUCAACCAUGAGCCAUUUCAUCAGUUGUCAUGUUUAUUAUGCUCUCAGUUGCAAUGUUUAAGGCAAUGACUAUUAUUAGGCAUAUAACAUACCUUUUUUUUUUUUUUACUUCAGAAAGGUAAAAUGGCUUUUGUGACAUGUAAAGUAAGGUUUCUCUAACUAGGGUUGCCAUAUUCUGAAGAGCAAAAAAGAGGACACAUUUGCGGACUUCUACUUUUAACAAUGGGGACGCGGGUGGCGCUGUGGGUUAAAUCACAGAGCCUAAGACUUGCUGAUCAGAAGGUUGGCUGUUCGAAUCCCUGCGAUGGGGUGAGCUCCCAUUGCUUGGUCCCUGCUCCUGCCAACCCAGCAGUUCGAAAGCACAUCAAAGUGCAAGUAGAUAAAUAGGUAUCGCUCCGGCAGGAAGAUAAACGCCGUUUCCGUGCGCUGCUCUGGUUCGCCAGAAGCGGCUUAGUCAUGCUGGCCACAUGACCCGGAAGCUGUACGCCAGCUCCCUCGGCCAAUAAAGCGAGAUGAGCACCGCAACCCCAGAGUCGGUCACAACUGGACCUAAGGGUCAGGGGUCCCUUUACCUUACUUUUAACAAUGGAUCGCUAUGACGACUCUCAUUUUACAUACCCAUAAAAAAGAGGACAUGUCCUGGAAAAAGAGGACAUAUGGUGACUUGCCCCUGUUGAUAGUGCACAAGCAGUAUCAGUCCAUGGUGUAGAAACUUGAACUGGGUCACAAAGUUGUCUUAUGAACAUUGCCAGGCAUGGCUAUAUCCUUGCAUCCAAUACUGCAUUUAUUUGCCUUGUUGGUUACUGGCAGAAAUAUCCAAAAGUACAUAUAUUUGCUUCCAUGGGUGGUCCAUUUCGAUCAAAUGAAAUUGCAUUUGCAAGUAAAAGUAGUGCAAGUUUUUUGCAGUUCAUACAUUUUUGUUAGUUUGGACUGAAAUCCUGUAUUCCUAACUAUUCUCAUGUUAGUUCUGCUGAGUUUAGUAGCAGUUCCUUCACUGUAAGUGUGCUUAUGAAUGCUUUAGGGUCAUUGCUUUGCCUCAAGAGCCCAGUGCACCAUGGAAACAGGAGUUGCUCCACCUCAAGAGGUUGCUGUGCUGUGAAGACAGGAGUAAACUAAGAAAUCUGAGUCCUGAGCUGUUGGGAAUGCUGUUCCACAGAACAGAGGCAACCACACUAAAAGCCCUACUCUGAGUUACUGCAGAGCGGUUUCUGAGAUGUAUGAAACUUGCAGGAGAAACUCUCCCAAGGAUUGCAGUGAUCUGCUGAGGGUAUAAUGCCAUCUCUCAAGUAACCUGAUCCUGAGCUGUAUAGGGCCUUAUAGGCUAGUGCCAACACCUUGAACUUGGACCAGUAGCAAAUUGGCAGCCAUUGCAAAUCCUACAAGCAGAGUGUAGUUUGUGCCCAAAUGAACCUACUGUAGCCACUGCUGCAGCCUCUGGACCAACACCAAGAGUCGGCUCACAUAGAGUGAAUUUACUAUGCUAUGAGCACCCUGUGAUCCCUGAAAGCAUAUGCUACAAUGCAUUUGCUAAAUUUGAAAGCUGCCACAAGAUUCUUUGUUGGUUUUGCUGCAACAGAUGGACAUGGCUACCAUUCUGGAAGUCCUUAUUCUGAAAAUUAACAUAGAAGAAGAAUACAACAUGGUCUGUCACAUUUCAGAGUUAAGUUAGAUUCCCCCCCCAUCAGCUGUCUGGUUUAUUCUCUUUACCAGUUGGGGUACUGUCAUUAUUAUUAUCCAAGCUAAACAAUGUUUCCAUGCACUCUGGCACUCGUCAUGGUGUCCCAUUGUGCCAGAAGCAGUUUAGUCAUGCUGGCCGCAUGACCUGGAAAACUAACUGUGGACAAACACUGGCACCCUCAGCCUGAAGCGUCCAGGGGUCUUUUACCUUAUGCAAGGGAAUAGCAUAAAAACUACUGAGUACUGUUGAGAACAGUCAGAAAAGCUGAUCUGAAAAUUCCUGCCUUCCCUAUCCUCAAAGAGAUGGAACCAAUAUAACUUACUAAGAGUCACCUAAAAUUUCCCAAAUAUCUGGGACCACUGCUGAUAAUAUUUUAUUAGGGUUGCAACCUAUGUGAAUUAAUGCAAUUUGCAUAGUUUAUACCAUGACAAAUAAUCACGUUAAAUUAAAACUCAUUAUAAAGCUACCAUUUAAUUAUCAAGUUUAAAAUGCUGUGAAUAAAAGGUCUAUAGUUCUGGAAGUAAGUAUGAAUAAUUUCACCGCUUACUAUCAAGCUAAAAAACCACACACAUCGUAGCCAAAAAAUAAAUAAAUUAAGAAAAAAUGUAUAUAGAAUAUACAAUGUUCUUUAUUGCAAGGAAAUGAACAAAUAAUAAAUGUAUAAACACUACUAUUAAAUUCUUAGGCCAGUUCUAAUAUGCUGUGUUACAGUAUUAGCCAAAUGCAGUAUUAGCCAAAUUCAUCUUAAUCAGUAUUCCAGUGUAUUCUCAAAAACACAACUGUUCAACAGGCUUUGACUUCUAGCAUAUAACCACUUAAAGAAAAUGGACAAAACACUCCGAACCUUCCUUGUACAAAGAUGUCCUCAAUCAGCAGUAAGGGUGCAAUCCUAACCCCACUUACCUGAAUUCAAGUUCCACUGAAUUCAACAAGACCUGCUUCUGAGUAGACCUCAUUAGCAUGGUGCUGUAAAUUAUCCUUCACUGUAACUUGCAAUAGAGUAGCUAGUGCUAGUACUACUCCGAACAGAUCCAUUAACAUUAAUAGACAUGGCUAACUUAGGUUCAUUAAUUUCACUGGGUCUCUUCUGAGUAGAACUUAGUUGGGUACAAUCCAGUGUCAACCUAUCCUGGUUAAUUAGUAUAUUCAGCACCCUCAUCAUGAAAAAUUAUUUAUAUCAAAAUCUUCAGUAAGUAUGCAUGCAGAUCUUUUAUGCCUUUAGACCUAAAAUGCAUUUUAAUAAAUGAAUGAAUAGCUGGUGUGUAGGUAACUGGAUGUGGUCUGUGGUGUGACAGACACCAGUUGCCAUGGUUUGAUCUGAAUCAGCUAUGGGGAUGUGCUAUUUUCCACUGUGAGGACGGCUCCCAUAACUACCAAUGGGAGCUUGCCUUCCACUGCAAAUAGCUGAUGGAGCAGGGGACGGACUCUGGUUCUGCUUGGGACUGUGGCGGGGCAAAUGUUUAAAACCCCCAAACAUCAAUGCCCAGAUUUUUUAUUUUUUUAAAAAUCAUGCUUUCCAGGGUUAGAGAUGUGAAAAUGCAUUUAGUUUAGCCCUAAGAUGACUAGGAUGAGGGAGGCAACAUCUUUCCGAAAUGUCAUUACCAAUUGGAGUUUUUCAGAAAUGAUUAAAGGGACACAUUCAAAGAAAGCGGAUUGAGAAAUUUCAAUUACAUUUCACCGACUUUCUGUUUUACUUGAUAUACUGCCUUCACACAAAGGAAAUUGUUUUCAGAGCAGCUCACAACACACAAAGUAAACAAACAAAACUUAUAAAUAAUAUGUUUUGCUAAAUGCCUUAUCUGAUAAAGAAUUACUGAGAACUCAGAAGAUUCCUCACUGUUUUAUGACACUUUGGUUGGUUAUAAGAAAGAUCUUGUCAUACUGUGGACAAGAGAAAUUAUAUAUAUACAGUAUAACACAUUCAUUAUUGUUUCAUUUUGCAGAGUCUGCAAUAACUGAAAUCCAUAAGAAGAUCACUGAGGCUUUUGAGGUGUUUGACCAUGAGUGUAAUAAAACUGUGGAUGUCAGGUCUGGAAGAUCUUCUUUCAGAACUAUUACAAUGUAACAGUGUUUUAGAGUGCAAGAAACCAGAGUUGGUGUAUAUUGGUGGAACCUCAGGUUAAGAACUUAAUUCAUUCUGGAGGUCCGUUCCUAAGCUGAAACUGUUCUUAACCUGAGGUACCACUUUAGCUAAUGGGGCCUCCCGCUGUCUCCGCGCUGCCGCUGCGUGAUUUCUGUUCUUAUCCUGAAGCAAAGUUCUUAAUCUGAGGUACUAUUUUUGGGUUAGCGGAGUCUGUAACCUGAAGCAUCUGUAACCUGAAGCGCCUGAGGUACCACUGUGCAUUUGCCUCAGGGCUUGUGAAUUAGCCUCACUCCUUUUGAGGCAGCAGCAGCUGCCAUUGACACUGCCUUGCCAGCACUCCGGGGAAGCUCCCGAACUAUACAGUGGCUUUUAGGGGGCAAUGAGUGGAUGGAGGUGGGGACUAGGCAGCUGGUAGUUUCCCUUUGCCUUAUCUGAAGUACUCUUGGAAUACUGGCAUCAGCACAAACUUAAAGGCAUUUGUAAAGUGUUUCGGAGGCAAGGAUGACGGAACUGUAUAGGAUGCCUUUUUAGCUAUUUCAGUUUCUAGAAAGGUUAGCCACAGCAAAAGCUACAGCAUUAGAGUCUUGUGGUACCUUAAAGAUGAAAAUAAUAUUUAUUAUGGCAUUAUAAUAAAUAGUUCAUAAAUUGCCAAAAGACUCUUAGACUGUUUUUUAGCGGUUGUCUCCUACAACAGCAACUUAAUUGGGUUAUAGCAUCAUCCUGUAGAAUUGUUUUGUUUCCAUACAGACAUGCAAAGAAAAAAAAAGGAUUACUGUAUCUUCUUUAAUUUUCUUUGAAGGAUACGCAUGCCCAAAAUCUUGUAACACUUUCUCAAUAAGCACAGUUCCUUGAUUUCAUCUUUAAUUUUUUUAUUAAAGAGAGCUGCUGGUACAUGUUUAAUUAGCCACUAGGCUUGUAUCUUUGGUCUCAAGAGCACCGACUAAAUUUGAAGUAAUUUUAGGUAUCUAGUCACUGUAGAAUGGGAGGUAUUGGUUUGUUACUAUGUUAUGUAUUUUUGUGUUUUUAUAUUGUAAACCACCCUGGGAUCAUUGGAUGAAGGGUGGUAUAGAAAUUUAAUAAACAAACAAACAAUAAACAGACAAACACACAGACAAACAAAAUAUGUUCAUGCAAGGGAAGUUUCCUGUCCUCUUCUUCCUCCUGCAGCUGUCUGUGCCUCCUAAAAAUCCUCUCUGGAGGAUCAGGAGUCAGAACCUGCCAUGAACUGGUUGGACAGAGAAGAAUGGUGGGAGGAGCCAGCUGGGAAACCACCAGGGGAAGAAGGCUCAGAGCCCAGGGAGUGGUGGUGGGACAACAAUGAGUGAUUAGAGGGAAAAGAGAAGGUGUCAGAAGCUGAAGAGGUAACAGGGCUUAGUGAGCUGGGAGACAGUGGCAGAGAGAAGUCCAGAAACAGAGGCAGAAGCUAAAGCAGGUGAGUGGGAGGAGGGAGGUCAAGAAACAGAGAUGAGUCAGGCUGGUGAUGAGUCACUGGUGUGUCUUCUGUUGAGACAAGCUCCCCUCCCCACUGACUCCUAGAGCCAGAAAAGGCAUGAAGAAGGAGGAGCAGAUGCAGACAAGGAGGUGCAGUCUCUGAUUGCUUGGGAAAAGCCUGGAGAAAAGGGAACAUAGAAGGCUGAGGGGAGGUGGGGACCUUUAGUCUAGACAACUGAUAUCAUGGGGUAAGGCCUACCGAACUGCUGCACUCAUUAGGCCUGACACAAAUCCAAGUCUGUAAAGAUCAUGUUUUUGCUAAUAAAGCGUUAACUCCAAUGUUGAAUGGUGUGAUAUUCUGGCCAGCUUCUAAGCAAUGUAAGUAGGGUAUGUUUAGGUAGGGUAUGGGGAGCUGCUGGGUAAAAGAGGAAUUGCCCACAACUGUAGCUGCUAAAGAUUUGUUUUGCACUGUAGAUUUAUUAACAAAUACAUUCUUUCUUUCAGGGAGAUUGGUACAAUCAUUAGGUCAUUAGGAUGCUGCCCAAGUGAAGGGGAUCUACAUGAUAUGAUUGCAGAGGUACUUUAUGUGUUUUUUAAGUUCUGUCAUUUUAUACAGGAAAUCUGAUCUCUCUUCCUAAAUGAACAAAAGUUAGAAAUACCAUAUGGAGGAACUGCUUUUAUACCCAUACCUAAAGUGCAUCAUUUGUGCACAGUUCAGAGCCCUCCAUGAAUGUGAGAGCAAAAAAACUGAGGCAGGGAACCUUAUCUGUGGUGGAAACCCUUGCAAGAAUUAAAAUUCUGCAGGGACAGGACUUAGCUGUGCACCCUCACUCUCCUUGCACCUUUGUUUAUACCUGACAAGACCAAAUGCCCAGAUAGGGCUAAUGACUUUAACCUCAGGACUGUCUAAUCAAAUCCCCCCUUUGUAAUAAAUACCAGUUUUCAGGAAAUACUCAACUGUGAAAUUGAUGAAGUAAAAUAAUGGCUUGGUAAUGCUACAGGCUACUGUAUAAAAAAUGAAUGCAGUCAAUAGGUCUUAGAAGUAUAACUUUACUUUUGUGGAUAAAGCACUUCUGUAACAAUUCCUUAACUAGAGGUCUGUUCUACACAUUGCCACUAGACUUCCUCUGUUCUUUUCUGAUCUUGACUAUGAAUGGUAUCCUGUUCUUCAUGGAUGGUUUCCUUCUUCCAAGAGAAAUAACUGCUUCAGUGUAAACAAUUUCAUAUAAUAACAUUUUAUUCUUUCAAAAAUUCUGUUUUGAAGGAGCAGUGUUUUGCACAAAUGUACUGUUACCACUAGAGGACAAUGCUGAGUUACUGAAAAUGCCCACUGUUGCUUGUCUCGUGUAGUCUUGGGAGUAUUAUGAUAAUGAACAAAUUGGAUGUCAACAAACAAUAUGUUUAAAACAACAAACUUUAACCUAUGUAAUUGUUAGAAUCAUCUUAGUAUCCUUGUUAGAAUCUUAAUUUUCAUCAUCAUCAUCAUCAUCACUUUUAAUUUGUAUACCGUAUUUCUAUUUUACAAUACCCAAAGUGAUUUACAAGCUGAAGAAACAAAGAAUGUACACCUUAUAACAAUCUAAUCCAAUACAAAAAUGUGAUAAUAAAACAUAACUUUAAAAUAAGCAACUUAUAUCAAAUAAAGUAAUAUUCAGCAAUCCAUUAGAAUAGUAUAGAAUAAUAUUAAAUAUCAGCAUAUAAAAAUUAAACAGAAAUCCGCUCUUAACAAUUGUAAGAAAAAGAUUCUAAACUAUAAUCAAUAAAACAAUGGCAAGUCACAGUGCAUAAAAUAAUAUAAUACAAAUUGAGAAGCAGAGACUGGAGGGUGGGGCAAGGCAGGUGGAAGAAGGCCAGGCAGUAAUAAGAACACAUCCUAUUAAUGCUCAGUGAUUCUCCCAGCAUGUUUUCAAACUGAGAUAGGAUUGUCUGCCAAUACAAAGUGUAUUUAGCGUAUUUUAUUUAGUGUAUUUUAUUGAGUCAUUAUAUUUUGCUAUAUAAAAUUUCUAUUUAAGAGUCUGCUCUGGUAUAAUGUGGAGACCAAUCUCCCAUGACUUUCCUAACAUAGAAAAGCAAAGUGGCAUCAGAUAGCUUUCUGCACUGUAAUAUAUCACUGGUGUCAGCUGACCCAGGUAUUAGGUAAGUAAAAUCUAUCUAUAACUGGCCUCUCAUAGUAUAAUUUGUGCUAACGUGUAGGCUGCCUGCUAAUGGUUGCAAAUCUAGCGGGAGUUGAAAUACUGUAUCGAGGAACUACAAGCACUAUUCUGAAGUUAUUUGGGGACCAGGUUGUAAUUCAAUUGCAGAGUGCAUGCUUUGCAUACAAAAGAUUCAGAGUUCAAGACCUGCCAGGUAUAGCUAAGAAAGCCCUCAUUCUGAAACUUUGGGGAGUUGUUUCCAAUCAGCGUAGAUAAACCAAUGGUCUGACUCUUUGUAAAUCGGCUUCCUUUGUUCCUAUGCUGACAUCAGAGAAACCCCAAACUCCUUUUUUUAAUAUUGGUGCAAGGUAGUUUAAAGGGGACGUGUUUGUGGUACAUUCUGCAGGCAUUCUGCUCCUCCUGUUUUGAGCAUCCACUGAUUCAGACUUUCACCAUACACUCCCACCCUGAUUAUGCCCAUGCAGAUGCAUACUCUGGGCCCUGUGUCUGAGCACUCUGCUUUGUGUGAAGGCAUUCUGUAUGUGGCCAGUGUCACUGAUCAGCGAGCAAGGAGAGGAAUGGGGACUGGUCUGAUGUAUCCUCUCUGCUCUCCACAUCUGAGUGCUCUUUGCUGCAGAUGUCCUAUUCUCAGCAUCAGUCCGUGGAUUCAAUGCAUCCAUGUGAAGGAUAUUUGCCUUUCUAUUAUUAUUAUGUUUGCAAAUAUCUACUAGCUUAAACUUGAGCAAACUCGUUUUCUUUUCAGUUUGUCUGUAUUUCAUCUUGCUCAUGUAUUCUUAUUUUUAGGUAGAAGAAGAAGAACCAACUGGGUUUAUUCGUUUGGAAAAAUUUCUUCCCAUGAUGACAAGAGUAUUGACGGAAAGAAGGUGAUUUAAAAAAGGACCUGUUUAUAUAACUUGAGUCAUGCAUAUAUUUAUAUAGCAUGGGCUAUUGGGUUGUGGUUUUUAUGUUUAUUACGUAUUUUGUGGUUUUAUAUCUUGAUUUUAUUCUGUGAACCACCCUGAGGCCCCCGGGUGUAGGGCGGUAUAUAAAUUCUAUUAAUAAUAAUAAUAAUAAUCACACACACACACAUCUAAUUUUAUUCAAGGUUCUUUUAUAAGCUGUACAGACAAAAUCUGUUUUAAAGUAUAAGCUUCACUGUGAAAAAAAUAUAAUAGAUUUGUUUUUAAAACUGGGCAUGUCGAUUCUACUAUUCUUCCACUGUCUUGACUUCAUUGUGUAUGUCUUUCUAGAGACUUUCUCUUAAAUAAAAUGGUAACAAAUUCCAUGGCAAGAUAUGCUGAGAACAAAAAUUGGCAUGGAUAAUGACUUUACCUAAUUAGCAGUACAAAGUAAGCAUCAUCAUAAGUAAUUCAUAGACCUCUGCUUAGAGGUCUUUCUCAGAGCCCAGAUUGCAACAACAAACGAUACUCUUCUUAAAAGAGAAGAGCAAGGCAAUGGUGGUGCAGCAGCAAAGAGACUGGGGCACAACUGAGAUACAUAACACCACUAAGUAUUCUUUUAAUUGAAUCAUUUCAGGUACCGCCCAAUUCCAGAAGAUAUUCUUUUACGUGCAUUUGAGGUCUGUAUCAAUUAAAUUCUACUUACGGAGGAAAAUACUACUUAAACCAAGAGAAGGAAGAGUAACACUUUAUAUUCUAUUCUUUUUAGGUUUUAGACCAGAAUAAAUGUGGACAUCUUACUAAAGAUGAGCUGGUCAAGUACAUGACUGAAGAAGGUAUAUUUACAAGAUGCUUUUGCUGUUCUGAAGUGCAGACUCCACAGCUAUAUGUGGUCAGCUCCCACCUCUGCCUCUGAUAGUGCAGGAACCCGGAAAAAGGCCUCUGAGAAGGGCCCAGGUUUGGAGGGGACCCCAAUUUUGGGGGUUCGUAGUUAAUUUUACUUUCUGAGAAUGAUCUUAAUAAUCAGGCAGGUUCAUGUGGGGGAAGGUGGCCCUAAAGACGCUUGAAUCGCUAGCCAUUAAAAGUGAAAACCAGCACUUUGAAUUGUGCUAAGAAGUUACCAAGUUCAUCUGUUAUAUGAUUAUGUGUGUAUGCAAUGAAAGAAAAAGUACCCAGGUCUGUCCUUUAUUCUUGGUGUGAUUGAAAAAACUUACGGUAAAUAGCAAGAAUGCUUGAGAAGGCUGAGCAGUAAUAAAUAAAUAAAACGAUAGCCAUUUGCAAAUAUUCCUGUUUUUGCUGCAGGUGAGCCUUUCACUCAAGAAGAAAUGGAGGAAAUGCUGUCUGCUGCUGUGGAUCCAGAAACAAAUAAUGUUCGCUACAAAGACUACAUCUCAAUGAUGGUUGUGGAUGAAAACUAAGCACUUCUUGUGUAACUCAUAUAGGUCUGACCCUUUUGCUUGGUGCUUGUUGAUUAACAUCAUUGGAGUUGUUCUGUAUUUGCCAUGAGAUUGCAGCAGAGGCUUAUGUUGAAAUAAUUUAUCUAUGAAAAUAUUAUCCUUUUAUAUACUUAGUAAAAUACAGAAGUUGUAAAAAGAUAGUUUUCAAAUGUUUGGAUAAGAAAAUAAGAAAACUUCAGAUUAUGCAGAGGAAGCACGAACCACUGGGUCCAGCAGAAUUUAUUCCCAGGUAACUUAUAGGAUCCCAGCCAAAAACUACAGUAUGAAGUAUUAUCAUUAUUAUUUAUUGAAUUUAUAUACCGCCCUAUACCUGGAGGUGUGAGGGCAGUUCACAGAAAACACGUACUAGGGAGGAAGUCCCAUGAAACAUAGCAAAACUCACUUCCAAGUAAACAUGCAUAGGUUACAGAACAAAACAAUGAGGGGCAACAUAUUAUUAUUAUUAAUUGAAUUAUUAGUCUUUUAAAAAUGAAAAAUAGAAAUAAUUUCAUGAAUAAAUUCAGAUGUAGACAAAACUAGGAAGAGUUGUGCUUCAAGUAAAUAAGUUAUGAUAUAACUAACAUUUUGAAGGCAAAACUAUUAGAGAUCAGUUCAUAUUUAACAUUGAUCCUUAUAUUUUGGUCUGCAUAGAUGUGAACUUACCAAAUGUUUUGAUUUAUAGCAAAACUCUCUAAAACUAUAUGACUUUGAUCUGACUUCAUUAAGGAAGUUAUGCAAACUAGUCAAACAGUCUAGUUGUUUGUUGAGACUUGAAAUCUGUGGAGGAGCUGUUAUUGAAAGGAUUUUCUGUAACUAAAAGCAGAGCACUGGUGAAGGCUCUUGACUUGGGAACACUCUUUCCCCAUUGUUCCUAGAAAAUAAGUUUGUUGACUUCCAGGUAUGCUGUAAUGCUUCUCUGUUUAUUCAAGGUAUUACUUCCCCCUCCAUCCUAGGGGUCUAGUUUGCAUUUAAGAAGAUUCUGCUGACUAAAUUGUGUUUGUGGUGGUGAAACUCUCUUCAGAGGUUUGCAGCAUCACAAUUUCCUGUUGAUUCUCCUUAAUAGCUAUCUUGGAGUAGGCCAGGGAGGCCUGGUUAAGAGUAAGGCGGCAGUGUGCUUAAACCUUUCUACAAACACACUUGGAGAUAUAGCCCUGCCCCAGAGAGAGCAAAUAAAAGACAAAGCAGGGGAUAAGAUGUGCAUGAUCACAAGGCCUCUCUGUAGGAUGGAUUUAAAGGAAGUAGAUGUGAAAAACUUAAGAGCAAGUGAGACGUUGGGCCAACCCAUGUGAAAGACACUGGAAUCAUGAAAUUAUGAGUUACUUGGAAAGCUCCUACCAUGAAAGCAAAUGCAGGUUUUGAAUAUUUUUUAGAAGAAAUAUUAUAUGUUAAUUCACGUCUACUUGCAUUAUCAUGGUAAAAGUAACUUGGAGGCAAGAUGGAACUCCUCCUCUCCGCUAGGAGGAGCACAGAGAGAAGAACGUCAUGGUGCACCUGUAGCAAUGAAAACCAGAUGCCUUCACCUGCCCCACCUACUACAAAACAUGUCUCUCCUGCGUUGGUCUCUACAGCCACAGCAGGUGCUGUGACUCUCCAAAGACUUGACUUUACCCCCAAAGGCACACUCUUCCAUUGUCUCCCGAGUUAGAAAGAUGCCAACAACAACCAGAUGGAACCCUUUUGGAAUGGCACAGCUGCCAGUUGUCCAAGAUACAAUAGCCCAAUGACAUUUUAUGGAACCAUCCCCUUAUGUAGGAGCCAAACCACUGCAACCUAGUGACUCCUACAGAACGUAUCCUGAGGAUACUACCCAUCAAUGGUAUCCAAAGUCACAAGUCAAGAAUAAGCAACAGGGCCACACUCUCCCUGCCUUCUCCUAAUAAAAGCCAUCCAUCAAGGUGACCAAGGGCAAUUUGGUCCCACAGCCAGGCCUGAACCCAGACUAGAAUGUGUUCAGAUAAUCCAUUUCCUCCAAAAGUACUUGCAAAUGAACAGCUACCAUCCUGCUGAGCACAUUCCCCCACCCUGGGGAUAUUUUGCAGCAAGCCUCCAGAGCUGGCUUUUAAAGGCCCAGUUGCACUACUGCUUCUAUAUGGGAAAUAAGUAGAACCUCUUCAUGUAAAGAUGUGUUCAUCACAUCAGACUCCUCCAGCUCACUUGAAUUAACUGACAAGCAAGCACUAAGAAGGGAGGCAAUUGCCCAGGCAGCCAUAAGCACCUUGAGUCCUCAGGACUCAAAAGCUGAAACAGAUCCCAUAACAUCAGACAUGCUGGACAUUUCCGUUGCAUCUGUCUCAACUAUGGUGUUUAAAUUUGCACAGAAGCAAGCCACUUUAUCCACAAAAUGCCUCACAAAUUUUUCUUAGCAGGCACCACCGAAGAAGAAGAAGAAGAAGAAGAAGAAGAAGAAGAAGAAGAAGAGUUUGGAUUUCAUAUCCCGCUUUAUCACUACCCUAAGGAGUCUCAAAGCAGCUAACAAUCUCCUUUCCCUUCCUCCCCCACAACAAACACUCUGUGAGGUGAGUGAGGCUGAGAGAAUUCAGAGAUGUGUGACUGGCCCAAGGUCACCCAGCAGCUGCAUGUGGAGGAGCGGGGAAGCGAACCCGGUUCACCAGAUUACGAGUCCACCGCUCUUAACCACUACACCAUGCUGGCUCCGGACUCCCCAUUCGGUGAGGCAGAUAUUAAUAAACCCCACACCACUUGGAAAAGCACUGCUGGGCAGUUAAUUGAGGAUGUAAUGAAGGUGAAAAAGCACAAUUUAUUUGCUGCCCUCAACACCAUACAGUAGGCACAGUCAUGCACUCUAAAGUCAGCUUGGUCACCUUCCCAACAAAUUUUGUGCCAUAUUGCUGCAGUUGUCAUCUAGCCUGUUUCCUCAUCCAGAGUACCGCAGGGAAACCAAGGAGCAGCAUGGGCAUCAGCGUUGCUGAGGACUCCUAGGAGGAAUCAUGUUGAUUGCCCUCUGCAUCUCACCAUUGCACGGUGAGCCUGGGGCCUCAACAGAAUUGCCAGUUCUGUUCACCAGAAUUUUGCCAGCUAUGACUUAUAAUGUCUCUGCAGCAUUGGGACCGGGCAACAAUUGCCAAGAAGCAGCGAGGGUCCUGAAUUUUACAAACUGACUUUAACUAACCAGCUAAUUCUUUGCAAACUGGGUUCUAGUUCCGCAUGUAUUCACGUAUUUAACUAAUUUGUUUCUAAUUACACAUAUUUUACCCACGUGUCUAGCAUGAGAUAAUAUGAUUAGCCUUUUAAAAAAGCAUUAUAAUAACUACAUUUCAUUCUUAGGCUGUAGUGGCCGACUAUAGAAAGAAGUCCAAAGUUAAUUAUUUACAUUUUUUCUAGAGCCUGGGUGAAUAAUACUACCUAAUCCUGGUAUCUGUUACUGCUUAAACUACUCUGAAAUCUCUUCUAGGGACUCUUAUCUCAAGACAGUAAAUCAGAUUUCUCACACUAUGCAAAUAAUUCAGUUGCAAUACAGGGCAAUCCAAUAUAUUGUGGAGCCUUCAUAACCUCUGUUUGUUCUCAUAGAGUGGAAUCAAGGUUGUGUAAUAGCCAAGACAGGUGUAUGGUGCCCAAAUUUUGAACAGUGGCCUCUUAUUUUUAGUUACAAAAUGCUGUUCCUUUACACAGAUCUUGAGAACAUUAACUUGCCAUUUGCAUCUAAGACUAUGAAUGAACCAUUAUCAGAGACUAGUUUUAUAGACUUGUUUCUUCUAGAACCUCUAAUUAAGGCAUGUGAAAUAAUUAAGAUUGUUGCCUUCUGUAUCAGUAAUUUCUUCUACAAUUAAAUUUUCACUUAUGUUUUUAAUAACUUCCUUCCCUGCUUACAAUGCUAAUGACUAAUUAGCCCCAGAUUCGUUUCGUUUCAGUGCAAUAAACAAGUAAUGCCACAGUUUAUUAUUUUUUUCUAAUAAAGAGCAGAAGUGAAGCACCCCUGAAUGCAAUGAGUAAAUGCAAAUAAAGUCUGAAUAGCCUAAAAUGUAAUGAGAAAAACUGAUUUGGACUUGUCUUUUGAAUUGCAAACGCUCUGCUUCUGAGAGUCGGUUUAGCUUAGCAGUUAAAGGACCAUGUAGGAGCCAGGAAGUACAUGGUUAAAAUCUCAGUUCAGCAUGAGCAAACUGGGUGGCCUUAGGCCAGUAAGUUUGCCAUCCCAAGCCCUGUCCCCAUGUUCACUCUCUAAUCAGGGGAUAAUACAGACCAAUUUUACAGGGAGGACACUGGGCCCAACUAGAUGAUCUGAUGGUGGCAGCCUCAUCUCUUACACAAUUGGGUUGGCACAAUAUUAAGUAAAACAUAGAAGAUUUAAAAGGCCACAUAGGCUGAAACCUCCUCCCACUGUACUCUCACAUUCAGAAGCAUUUCCUCCCAGCCAUUUUUCUCCCUGUGAGGCAACAUAACAACUGCUUGGAGUUGGGUGGAUGGGAAGCAUGUGCAAAGGAAGGGUUCGGUUCUUUGCUUCUUCUGGUCAUGCUAGGUAAAGGUAAAGGUACCGUUGAUAGGCCCAGUCACAGACGACUCUGGGGUUGCGCGCUCAUCUCGCUCUAUAGGUCAAGGGAGCCAGCGUUUGUCUGCAGACAGCUUCCAGGUCAUGUGGCCAGCAUGACUAAGCUGCUUCUGGCGAAACCAGAGCAGUGCACGGAAUGCCGUUUACCUUUCCGUCGGAGUGGUACCUAUUUAUCUACUUGCACUUGAUGUGCUUUCAAACUGCUAGGUGAGCAGGAGCAGGGACCGAACAAUGGGAGCUCACGGCAUCGCGGGGAUUCAAGCUGCCAAUCUUCUAAUCAGCAAGCCCUAUGCUCUGUGGUUUAGACCACAAUUUCUUUCCCCUUAGAAUCAUAGAACUCCUCUUAGUCUCCUCUUUAACAGGCUAAACAGACCCAAUUCCCCAAAAGGCUUGGUUUCCAAACCCUUUAUUGCCUUGGUCACCCUCCUCUGCACACAUUCCAGAUUGUCAAUAUCCUUAAAUUGUGGCUCCCAGAAGUGUGACACAGUACUCCAGGUGCAGUCUGACCAAGGCAGAAUAGGGUGGUACUAUUACUUCUCUUGACCUAGACAUUAU